Molecule: messenger RNA, 1389 nt
Organism: Brenthis ino (lesser marbled fritillary)
Lineage: Eukaryota; Metazoa; Arthropoda; Insecta; Lepidoptera; Nymphalidae
Source: the annotation of a GenBank genome assembly
AUGGGUAAUACCAGCAAAAAGCUGGCUGCUAAAUGCACUCUACUAACAAAAGAUGAACAGAAGUAUGUAGCAGCUACAUUCCGAGCAGCUAGUAAAAAUUCAGAGAGGAUCAGGGAGGAAGAUCUCAUCGUGAGUGGCAAACUUGACGCAGUGUCAUUAGAAAAAUUUUGGGGUCCCCAAAUAGAUCCAAGGCUAGCACAAUAUCUCACGAACUUUUUAUUCGGCUCCGGCCAGCAAAAGGCAGCUGCGGUGGAUUUUAACCGAUUUGCGGAGUUAUACGUCUUCAAUGUUCGAGGAACAGUAGAGGAAAGAAUGAUGGUCACAUACAACUGCCUUGGUAUGGAUUAUAACGAAGACGUUGAACUGCCUUAUCAACUUCUAAAAGAGUACUGCGAAAGUAUAGUUUCAACAUACAUAAAGAUAGUGAAAUCCUCAUCAAGUAAAAGGGCUCGGACGUGGAUAAAAAAGGGGUUCAGGGCCAGUGCCUCCCACGUGCAGGCCCUGGGGGAAGCCGUGGCGGCCAGCGUGGGGGGAGACCUGGACUCUCCCCAGCACCACUGCACUGCUGCACAACUGUCCAAAUGGCUUCAAUCAAACAUCUUACUAAAACAAGUAGCAGAGCUAGUGUAUGUCAACUUAUAUGGUAUCAACAAGAAAGCAGGAGAUGAGAGUCCUACGCCUUUGCCACCAGCCGCACCAUCUUUACUGCCAGGAUCUGAUGGUCUAGACCCGAUGCCAGACUAUCCAGCCUUCAUCGACAUGUCCCACAUAGUAUGGAUAAAUGCUCACUUGCCACAGAAAUACCAACACAAGUGGAGGUUUCUCUUCUCCACUCACAUACAUGGCGAGUCCUUCUCUACUAUGACUGGACGCAUAAUAGAACAAGGACCAUCAAUCAUCAUCGUGGAGGACUCCAGCGGGUACAUCUUCGGCGGCUUCGCCCCCUGCUCGUGGGGCUUCGGGCCCAACUUCACGGGUACCGACGAGGCCUUCCUCUUUACGUGCGUGCCCAAGAUGAGAGUGUACCCGGCGACCAAUUACAACGACCAUUAUCAGUAUAUGAACCAUCAUACUAAGACUUUGCCUAAUGGAUUGCUAAUGGGGGGUCAGUUUCAUUUCGGUGGUAUCUGGGUGAACGCGGAGCCCUUCGGCGAGGGGGCUUCAGCGGAGUCCUGCAGCACGUUCAAGGGGUACCGGCGCCUAAGCAAGGACCCCACCUUCAGGAUCAGGAGUCUGGAGGUGUGGGGGGUGGGGGAUAAGCCUCUCAUCGAUAAGGAUUCGGAUGAACGUGAUACGAGUAUUUUGGACACAAACCCAGAGGCCAAAGCGAUAUUGGACAUGGCGGGCCGCACGCGUCACAGCGAAGGCAUUCGGGAACCGCCGCCCUUA